GGUAAUUGUUUAGUGUGCUAAACUUUAUCCCUACUAUUUUAUUUUUCCACACCACGGCGCUAACUCAAAUAAAUCGAUGCGAUAUUACGGUUGUUUGGUUUAUCAGCCAGUUUGUGUAAAAAGCGCCGCCCAAGAGCGGGCAAAUAUUGACGAAAAAAAACAAGUUACGCCCUAAAAUUCACAGACAGCUAAAACGAGCAUCAUCAUCCCACGAAGGCCGCUUACACGUUUACAAAAUUCCUUUAAAAGCAACCCCCCUCUUCUUUGCAAUGAAUGAGGGAGCCAUCGUACUUUGAUUGGGGUUUGAGGUAAGAAGUUGGUGCUGGAACGAGCUGAAGUCGACGACUACUCCUCUUCCAAGUCUUUGAGAAAACAAUUUAGAAAUAAAAAGGUUUUAUUUUUUUUUGUACUUAGUUACAAGUUACAGAGAAGAUGGUGGUGAGGUUUUUACUAGGUUUUCUAAGUGUUUUGGUGGUGUGCGUACUUUGCAACCCCGGGCCCCUGGAAGACGUAGUCGUAGACCGAAAUUAUAUCCCUAAGGUCUGCCCCAGAGAGGUGAAAAUGGGGGACCAGGUACGAUAUCAUUACAACGGCACCUUUAAAGACGGGAAGCAGUUCGAUUCCAGCUAUGAGCGAGGAACCGCUUUUAGCGGUGUGGUCGGAGUUGGUCGCUUGAUCUCUGGCAUGGACCGUGGGAUCCAGGGCAUGUGCAUCAACGAGAAGAGAAAGAUCACCGUACCCCCGCAUCUGGCUUACGGCAGCUUGGGCGCAGGUAAAGCCAUUCCUCCUGAUGCCACCCUUGUCUUCGACGUGGUGUUGCUGGACAUCUGGAACAAGGAUGACCAGGUCCAGACCACGACAGUGUACAAACCCAAGGACUGCAAACGCACCGUCCAGAAAUCGGACUUCAUCCGCUACCACUACAACGGGACCCUGCUCGACGGGACCCCCUUCGACUCCAGCCACAGCAAGCUGCACACCUACGACACCUAUGUGGGCGACGGCUGGCUGAUCAAAGGCAUGGAUGAGGGUCUGAUCGGCAUGUGCGUCGGGGAACGGAGGAACAUUAUAAUCCCGCCAUUCCUGGCCUACGGAGAGAAGGGAUACGGUACUGAGAUUCCUCCUCAAGCCAGUCUGAUGUUUGAUGUUCUGCUGGUGGAUCUCCACAACACCAAGGAUGAUGUGACCAUUGAGAAUCAGGUGAUCCCAGAUCUCUGCAAGCGCAAGUCCGUGACUGGAGAUUACAUCAGAUACCAUUACAACGGGACCCUGCUUGACGGAACCUUCUUCGACUCCAGCUACUCUCGCAACAACACCUACAACACGUACAUUGGGAUGGGCUACGUGAUCCCAGGGAUGGACAAGGCCCUGCAGGGGGUGUGUAUUGGGGAGAAGAGGAGAAUUAUCAUGCCCCCACACAUGGCCUAUGGAGAGAGUGGAGCUGGUGAGAGCAUUCCUGGCUCUGCAGUGCUGGUCUUUGAUAUCCACGUGAUUGACUUCCACAACCCCACUGACGUCGUGGAGAUUGUGAGCUCCUUCAAACCCAAGGAGUGCAACGAGACCACCCGCGCCAACGACCUCAUCAAGUACCACUACAACUGCUCCAUGCUGGACGGCACACACCUCUUCUCCUCAAAUGAUUACGAAAACCCUCAAGUUGUAGUUCUCGGAGCCAACAAAGUGAUUGAUGGCUUGGAUGCGGGCCUGCAGGGGAUGUGUGUCGGAGAGAGGCGGGUUGUCAUCGUGCCCCCGCACCUGGGCCACGGGGAGAAAGGAGCACGCGGAGUGCCUGGCAGUGCAGUCCUGCGCUUUGAAGUGGAGCUGGUGGAUUUUGAGGAGGGGGUACCGGACGGGUACCUGUUCGUGUGGCUCACCGAUCUUCCCGAAAACCUCUUUGAAGAGAUGGAUCUCAACAAGGAUGGAGAGGUUCCACUGGAGGAGUUCACCACCUUUAUCAAGGGUCUCGUUGCGGAGGGCAAGGGUCGCCUGAAGCCAGGCCAGGACGCUGACCACAUCAUUGAGGACAUGUUUGGGAACCAGGACCGCAACAAGGACGGACGCAUCGUCCCAGAGGAGCUCAAGCUGAAAUCGGCCGAGGAUGCAGAGCGCGCGAGGCAUGAGGAGCUGUGAACAGCAGGGACAGAGCAGCGCAGUCAGACACGGACACGAGCGCAGGCCACUCUACAGCAAAGCAGAAAUACAGUGAGACACACAACAGCACAGCUGGAACAGGUUUAUACAGGUAGAAACCUGGACUACAGCUGUGGCCAACAGUUUAGUAUCAUCUAAAGUUUUAGGAUUGAGACCAUUUGAAAAAAAAAAAAAAAGAA
Molecule: messenger RNA, 2330 nt
Organism: Acipenser ruthenus (sterlet)
Lineage: Eukaryota; Metazoa; Chordata; Actinopteri; Acipenseriformes; Acipenseridae
Product: peptidyl-prolyl cis-trans isomerase FKBP10-like
Exons: 10
Coding region: 433-2130 (565 amino acids)
Molecular function (GO): calcium ion binding; peptidyl-prolyl cis-trans isomerase activity
Source: RefSeq, a predicted model, not a curated record